This is a messenger RNA of Stegostoma tigrinum, 5286 nucleotides long. It is a transcript of the gene acsl3a, whose product is annotated as acyl-CoA synthetase long chain family member 3a. The record is from RefSeq and is a predicted model, not a curated record. Gene Ontology annotation, molecular function: long-chain fatty acid-CoA ligase activity. Gene Ontology annotation, biological process: neuron differentiation; long-chain fatty-acyl-CoA metabolic process; long-chain fatty acid metabolic process. The coding region runs from base 268 to 2445 and encodes 725 amino acids. Lineage: Eukaryota; Metazoa; Chordata; Chondrichthyes; Orectolobiformes; Stegostomatidae. Gene Ontology annotation, cellular component: lipid droplet; endoplasmic reticulum; plasma membrane. The transcript has 16 exons.
UCCACUUCAACCAUUUCCCCCCGCCACGCUAAGCAGCAGCGGCAUCGUGAAUUGGUCCAUUGCAGCCUUCCACCUCUUCCCAUCCGCUUGGUUGCUGGUGCUAAGUGAACCACAAGGCCAUGCACCAUAUCAGCACUGAUUGAAGUGGCAGCUUAUAGUUACUGAACCACAGCACGAGUACAAAACUGGAGUGGUAUUAGCCCAUUAGCCUCGUAGGCUUACAGACAGUCUGGACCCCUGAUUGCAAGCCUCAAGCCUCCAAGCAAAAUGAAAUUGAAGAAGGGUGUUAACCCUAUAUUUUCAUUGUUUUUGCAAUGUAUGAUUGUCGUGUGCAAUCUCUUAUUUAUUCUCCCAUUACAGCUCUUUGGGGGUUCACGGCGUAGGCCCAAUAUAAGAGCAAAAUCAAUUAGUAACCAUCCUGCUGGCCCAUACCGAUGUGUGGAAAGUUUAGAUCGUCUACUAGCAAGCCUGUAUGCUGGUGCUGACACCCUAGAUAAAAUUUUUCAGUAUGCCACUGAGGCCUUCAGACACAGGAACUGCUUGGGAACACGUGAAAUUCUUAGUGAGGAAGACGAGAUUCAGCCAAGUGGAAGAAUCUUCAAAAAGAAUUCUUCAGAUGAGACAGCGCAGGAAGAUGACAAGGUCAUAGUAACAGAGAAAUUAAUACUUGGAAAUUACAAGUGGCUCACCUAUGAUGAGGUCCAUCGUCGUGUUACACAUUUUGGGAGUGGAUUGGCUAUGUUGGGCCAACGGCCAAAGGCCAACAUAGCCAUCUUCUGUGAAACAAGAGCUGAAUGGAUGAUAGCUGCCCAGUCCUGUUUCAUGUAUAACUUCCCUCUUGUCACUCUCUAUGCAACUUUGGGAGGUCAAGCAAUUGCACAUGGUUUAAAUGAAACUGAAGUGACUCAUAUUAUUACAAGCAAGAAACUUCUUCAAACAAAGCUGAAGGAAAUCUUAAUUAAUGUUCCAAAACUGCAGCAUAUCAUAAUCGUUGAUGAUAAACCGACAGCAUGGUCUGAAUAUCCCCGUGGCAUCAUGGUUCACAACAUGGCAGCAGUGGAAGCACUGGGGGCAAAACCAGAAAAUUUGAAUAGAACACGGACCAAGCCUACAUCUUUAGAUGUCGCUGUAAUAAUGUACACAAGUGGAUCUACAGGCUUACCAAAAGGAGUGAUGAUUUCACACAGCAACCUCAUUGCUGGAAUAGCAGGAAUGUGUUCUAGAGUUCCUGACUUGGGACCAAAGGACACCUACAUUGGUUACCUACCCCUGGCACAUGUACUGGAGCUGAGUGCGGAAACUCUUUGUAUGGCUUGCGGCUGUUGUAUUGGCUACUCCUCCCCUCAGACUUUGGCAGACCAGUCUGCUAAAAUCAAGAAAGGAAGCAAAGGUGAUACAACAGUACUUAAACCAUCGCUAUUGGCAGCUGUACCGGAAAUUAUGGAUCGCAUUUAUAAGAAUAUUGUGACCAAAGUGGAAGACAUGAAUAGUAUACAGCGGACUCUCUUUGUUGUUGCCUACAAUUACAAAAUGGAACAGAUGUCCUUGGGUUGUAGCACGCCUAUUUGUGAUUGGUUGAUUUUCCGAAAAAUACGCUCAUUAUUAGGAGGAAAAACUCGGCUUAUUCUGUGUGGGGGUGCUCCAUUGUCACCAUCUACACAAACUUUCAUGAACAUCUGCUUCUGUUGUCCUGUUGGACAAGGAUAUGGAUUAACAGAGACUUGUGGAGCAGGGACGAUUAGUGAUGUAUUUGACUACACCACUGGUCGUGUUGGAGCUCCACUACCAUGCUGUGAGAUUACACUAAAAAACUGGGAAGAAGGUGGAUAUACAGUAUAUGACAAGCCGCAUGCUAGAGGAGAAAUCCUUAUUGGUGGCCCAAAUGUUACCCUGGGAUACUUCAAAAACAAAUCCAAAACACUCGAAGAUUAUUUUGUAGAUAAGGAUGGACAGGCAUGGUUUUGUACUGGGGAUAUAGGCGAAUUUCAAGAUGAUGGAUGCCUUAAAGUCAUUGAUCGUAAGAAAGAUCUUGUGAAGCUGCAGGCUGGAGAAUAUGUUGCCCUGGGAAAGGUGGAGUCUGCUUUGAAGAACAGCCCAUUAAUAGAUAAUAUCUGUGCCUAUGCGAACAGUGAUCAGUCUUAUGUCAUCGGUUUUGUGGUGCCUAAUCAGAAACAAUUAUUAGCCCUAGCUCAACAGAAGGGAAUAAUAGGAAGCUGGAAUGACAUUUGUAACCACCCAGAAAUGGAGAAAGAGGUGCUGAGAGAAAUUACUGAUGCUGCUGCAAUAGCACGAUUGGAGAAGUUUGAAAUUCCAUUGAAAAUUCGAUUGAGUCCUGAGCCAUGGACACCAGAAACAGGCCUGGUCACUGAUGCCUUCAAAUUGAAACGGAAAGAACUCAAGACCCACUAUCUAGCAGACAUUGAACGAAUGUAUGGAGGGAAAUAAUACCCGCAUUCCACUUCACCCCAUUAAAUAGGAAUGAAUUUGAAGCAUAAUUACAACUGAGACCAAAAUACAUGCAAUGUUUUUCAAAUCUAAAACCAUAGGAUUAACUAGUCUGGAAGAAAGCAUCACAGUAUCUUAAGUUACCCUGUACCAGAAACUGACUAUUGUUUGAUUGCAAGGUAUUAACAUUUUAUCCGGGUCAGGAUUACUAAACCAAUUGAAGCAAAAGUAACGUUUCUUUUCGUGUUUAUUUAUAAAUUAAAUUUUGUUCAACAAAUGGACUAGGAAAGAAAUGAUUUGUACAUAACUACAUGAUGUCAUGAACCUCUAAUACAGUGCUGUUCUCGCAUGAUUGUGAAAACAGUAUAGUUUAUUUAUUAUACACGUGUGCAAUGUUUAAAUUAGCCAUGUUUUGAUCUGUGCAGGCUUGUUCAAUCCAAGAAAUUUCAGCAACUUUUGAUGAAGUUGAUGGCUGUCUUUUCAGGUAAUUAGCUGAUUCAUAAAGAUCAACGAGGUCCCAAGUUCAAUUCCUAGACUGAGAGUCUGUGAGGCGUUAAUUGAUCUCCCCAGAAUAGUGAUGUGGAUGCUUAAAUUGUGAAUGAAAAGUCAGUCAAGCAGCAACUGAUGGUUAUUCAGUAAUUCUAGCUGGAAAUGUUCAAGUGUUAGCUAAGGACAAAAUUGAACUUGGUUAUGUUGUCUCUAUUCCUAUUCUUGUGGCCUGCACUCACUGUCAAUUUCCACAUAUGGAUUAUAGCCACUUGGAUAAGUACCUGGAACUUGUGGAAUCGUAGCCUUGCAUGUAGUCAAUGUGUUCAUCGAAGAAUAGGGAAAAUGGUCUUGAGGAAAACCUUAAUUAGCACUGAGGUAUAUCAUACAUGGAAGAAAGUUUAUAAAUCACAAACAUUUAAGCUUGUUUUUAAUCUAUAUUUGUGCAUUGUAUUUGUUUUAAGAGCAGAUUGAUCAUAAAUUGUUAAUGAAGAAAUAAGCAGAAACCUGCUGUGUAUGACUGCUGUUGAAAUGUUUCAGAAUAACUGAUGUUUUGCACCUUAACCAAGUUAGCUUGUCUGAAUUUCAUAAAACACAAUGAAAAUGCAUUGUUUAGAAAUUCAUUGUCAAUCGAGCUUAAAAAAAAUCCACAUGAUACAAAGAUUCAGAUAUUUUGUUACAAUGUGAUUGUCAUUGAUUUUUAAGAAACAUUUACAUCAUAGAUCAAGCUAAUAUUGCCUCCAAGUUUCCGCAGAGUUCUGUUUGUUUUGUGCAAGUAGGAACUAAAGACGUCUACAUUUGUUAAGAAUUAAAUGGCCUCCUUUGCAUGACUGAGAGUAUUCAAAUAGAACUGUGUUUUCCGUCCUCUUCACUAUCAUCUUGUCUUGGGCCUUGGUUUUGGGAUUGGUAAUAGCCAUAGACAUUAGGGAAUUGUUGUAGAAAAUUCAAACAUUGUGUACACCAGCAAGAAAAGAUUAUUUUUCCUGAAGCUUUUAACUUUUUUUUUGAUUGCAGAACUAUGAGGUAUUACAGCUUUAAAAUGGGCAUGCUGAAACAUGGCAUAUUAUCAAUGUAAAUUAAACAGUGGUUAGUAAAAUCAGAAACAUAAACAGAAGUUGCUUAAAAAAAAGCUCAGCAGGUCUGGCAGCAUCGGUGAAGCAAAAUCAGAGUUAAUGUUUCGAGUCCAGUGACUCCUCAGAACUGAUAGGGUCACUGGACCUGAAACAUUAACUCUCUGAUUUCUCUGCACAGAUGCUGCCAGACCUGCGGGGCUUUUCCAGCAAUUUCUGUUUUUUGUUUCUGAUUUACAGCAUCUGCCAUUCUUCUGUUUUUUUUUAAUAGUUAGUAAAAUAUUUGGGUUGUAUGCAUCUUUUGUUUUUCAAAACGUAUCAAUUUAGUGCUUCUGACCUUGAUCUAUACACAUGAUAAUCCUAAUACCAACUUUAGCAAUUUACCGAUUAUAGUGUAGACAGCUAUUACACUCGGAAGCACAUUUUCAGUAAAGCAUAUUGGUAUUAAUGCUUAAUUUCAAACUCUUUAGCUGCUUAUUGAUUGUCUUUUGUUCUCAGAUCUUGUUUACUGCCAAGAAUACUGAUUUAUUCAGUUAGUUUUCUACUAGAAAUCAGUCUUCAGAACUGACUAGUAUGUUUGCACCAAAUAUACUAUCAGUAUGUGUAAUAGUAAAAUAGUGUUUGGUAUGCAUCUAAAUUGAUUUUGUGAAAAUGAUUUGUGAACAUUUUUAAACAGCAGAAGUAAUCAUGUUCACAGUGCUACGUUGAGAGGGGGAUGACAGCAGUUUUUGAAAGUGAAUCCAGUAAUGACAAACACAUUGUUACUUGUUCAUUUUUAUGCCGUUUGAUUCCGCAGGGAUGCAUUUGAACGUGUUCAUUUUAUGUCAGAAAUUUGAGUGUUUAUAUUUUGUGCGUGGUUAUUAGAAAAACUUUUCAAAUGUCAGCCUGUGGGGAAGGGAAAGGAGGGUUAAUAUGUGCACACAGAAAAGGUGCAUACGUAUUUAAAAAUAAGUACUGGAUGGUAAAAGGUUGCUGUACUUUAUUUGACUACUGUUUAUUUUAAGGAAUUCUGGUGUGACACCUACAUUAAAUCUUGGUAUUUAAUGGUCCAUUUCUAUCUGUAAAUACCUGUAAGACUGUAAAUUUGGUGAAAGUUUUUCUGUUGAACAGUCAACUGUACAGCAAUCUUAACUAUUUAAUGUAGGAAUUUCAAGGUUGAAGUCUGCAAUUUUCUCUGGACCUCCUGCAGAUAUGUGUAUGAACCACAGUUAGUGUGUAUUCAAUUAUUUAUUUGUAUUUGGAUAUGUUUUCAGUUACAAAAUAAAAUUGUAAUUUGUGAUUUCCA